AUGGCUCAAAGACCUGGUUAUGGGAAAGAAGGCAGACCUAUCAAACUUAAAACAAAUUAUCUUAAAGUCGUUCAAUUUCCAAAUAUUUCUUUAUAUCACUAUAGUUUUGAUGUUGCUCCGAAGAUUAACAAACAAACGAUUAAUAAGAUUUAUUAUGAAGUCGCCAAUAAAAACAAUUUCGGAAAAUUUUUCGCGGCAUUUGAUGGAAAUUCCUCGAUUUACUCUUCUACUCCUUUACCAUUGGCAAAUGAACGAAAAGGGAACAAAUUCAAGGUUGUUAUAGGAAGUAAUGGCGAUAAGACCAUUAAAAAAGGAUCGUACGAAGCCACCGUCAAAUUCAUAGAAACUUUAAGCCUUGAUCGGCUUAGAAAUUAUAUUUCAAGCCAAGGACCAAUAACAAGUAUGGUUAUCACGUGUUUGGCGGCAUUGAACGCGUAUAUCAAUUUUAAUGUUCGGCAGAAGUAUCUUUCAUCGGGUAAAGGGAUUUAUCCACCUAGCCCCAAAAAUAUACCCAUUAUCUUAUCAAGCGGUGUCGAAUUAAAACAAGGAUUUUAUCAAUCAUUACGUCCUGGAUGUGAUCAGUUGUUUAUCAAUAUUGAUAUUUGCGCAGCAGUUUUCUAUCCUUCCGGUUCUUUACCAGAGGUAAUUGGCAAAAUUUUAUCGAAACGUAGUACAGAAGAACUACGUUUUCGUGGAUUAAGUAAUAGUGAAAUAAUCCUUCUAUCAAAGUACUUAAAAAAUUUAAAUGUUGAAACUUUACAUCAUCACAAUCGAAAACCCGUGUACAAAAUCAAACGCAUUACAAAAGAAUCGGCAGAUAACCUUAAGUUCUAUAAUGAUGAGAAGAAUAGUGAUAUGUCCAUUUCUGAAUACUUUCUUACUAAAUACGAAAUUACAUUAAAAUUUCCAAAUUUACCAUGCAUCCUCGUUAAUCGAGGUAUUUACUUGCCCAUUGAGGUUUGUUACGUCUUGCCUGGCCAACGUUUCGAAGGACCAUUGCCAGACAUUACUCUUUCUGACAUGAUUAAACAUACGUGUGUAAAGCCACAAGAAAGGUUUCAACGAAUUUUGAAUGCUGUAUCAGACGUCUUCCAACAUGAUAGAGAUCCACAUCUUGAGUCAAUUGGUAUGGAAGUCGAUUGCAAAAACAUGGUGGUUCUUAACGGACGUGUACUCAAUCCUCCUCGUUUAACUUUUAAUGAAAAAAACCGCCAAUCAGAGUUCAUCCCUGAAAAUGGACGUUGGAAUAUUGUGAAUAAAGUCGUUUGCCAGGGCGCUGAAUUGGUAAACUGGGCUGUGGUUGUUUUUGAUCAAGAACGUUCAGCUCCUCAACAAUUGGUGAAAUCAUUUAUGAAAAGAUUUCGUGAAAUUGCCAAUCAAAAAGGAAUGAACAUCCCGAAUGAUCCUUACGUCAUGUAUGCGAAUCCUCAAGGCGAAAUUACUACGGCGUUGAAUAUUGCUUGUCACAAAUCUUUGUUUAACAAAAAUUAUCCUCCACAUAUCAUUAUAUGUAUUUUGGGAGCAACGGGUCCAAUAUAUGGAGAAAUUAAAAGGAUUGGGGACACGCAAUUGGGUGUUCCAACUCAAUGUAUUUUACUCAAACGAUUAACGAGAAAAAAUGGAAUCGAUCAAAUUUGUUCAAACAUCUUUUUGAAAGUGAACGCAAAAUUAGGUGGACAAAACGUAAUAUUAACCAACGAUCAAAUUGGGUUUGUAUCUUCAGAACCGACAAUGAUAUUCGGCGCUGACGUUUUCCAUUCCGGAAGAGGUGAUAAUAAACCAAGUAUUGCAGCUGUAUGUGCCUCAUUGGAUUCAAAAGCUACUAAAUACGCUGGAAGAUUUAGUGUUAAUAGGGAUCCUCGAAAUGAAAUUAUUGAAGAUCUCAAAGGAAUAGUAAUCGAUUUACUUCGUGUUUUUUAUCAAAGAAAUCAAGUUUUACCGAGAAAAAUUUUGUUUUAUCGUGAUGGAGUUGGUGAAAAUCAAUUUCAACAUGUAAAAACUUAUGAAGUAAAAGUACUUAAAGAAGUCUUUGCUAGUGUGUACAGAAAUUCGGGACCUACACUAACAUUUAUUAUAUUGCAAAAGAGGCAUCAUACCAGAUUUAUGCCAACUGAACCACGUGAAGGCGAUAAAUUGGGCAAUUGUCGUCCGGGAACAGUGGUUGACAGGACAAUUCUCGUUGAACAAGAGUUUGAUUUUUUCUUACAAUCUCACUCCAGCCUACAAGGAACAUCUCGUCCAAUACAUUAUAAUGUUCUUCAUGAUGAAAAUGACUUCACUGCAGAUGGAAUUCAAACAUUAACUUAUCGAUUAUGUUACCUUUCCGCUAGGUGUACACUUUCAAUUUCACAAGUUCCGGCAGUUUAUUAUGCUCAUCUGAUCGCUAAUCGUGCUAAACAUUAUUUUCGUUGGGACGGUGAUGAAAAAUCAGAUCUCAGUAGAGGCAGUGGAGGAAGCAGUGUGGGAUCAAUUGAAGAAGUCAAAAAUGGGUUGACCAAUGCAAUGUUCUUCAUUUAAUUAAACAAAGUAUUAGAUGAUAAUAGGCUGAGUUAUUAGUGUUUUACUCGUGAAUUAGAUUUUUAAUAAAUUUUUUUGCAUUACUCGUGAAUUAAUUUUUAAUAAAUUUUUUUUGUAUUACUCGUAAAUUAGAUUUUUAAUAAAUUUUUUUUG
Messenger RNA from Rhizophagus irregularis DAOM 181602=DAOM 197198, 2670 nucleotides. NCBI's taxonomy places the organism in Eukaryota, Fungi, Glomeromycota, Glomeromycetes, Glomerales, Glomeraceae. The record is from RefSeq and is a predicted model, not a curated record.